Molecule: messenger RNA, 1066 nt
Organism: Bombina bombina (fire-bellied toad)
Lineage: Eukaryota; Metazoa; Chordata; Amphibia; Anura; Bombinatoridae
Product: cytochrome c oxidase subunit 4 isoform 1, mitochondrial
Biological process (GO): mitochondrial electron transport, cytochrome c to oxygen
Source: RefSeq, a predicted model, not a curated record
AUUAAAUACAGCACUGUGCCUUCAUUGGGCACACAAGCAGAUUGUUUUGUAGAGAUAACAUUUUGUUAGGUUGGCAUCACAUAUUACAAAGGACUUUGUACUGUAUUAUGCUUGACUCACUGGGUAUAUCGGGGACACAAUCUGCUCUGUCUGAUCUCCUAAUGGGGGGCAGAUAAGGGGGGUUGAUUGAGGCGGCUCUCUUGCAUUCCCAUAAUGCUGUGCUCCUGGCUCCCUGUCAGCGUCUGAUUCUGGCUGUUAUCCCAGUCUCUUUCUCUCUGUCUCCAUUUUGCAGUUUGCUCAGCUCAGAGUCUUAAGAUGUUGCCGCUGCGUGCUCUAAGAUCCCCUCUUAUAUCCAGGAUAAAGAUUUUGGGAGUGACAUCAGUCAGAACUGCUCAUAGCCAUGAAGGACAAGUUUCGAGGCCCCGAUGGUUCAGAACUUCUGUACUAUGACCAUCAUGUCCCUCUGCCUGACAUCCCCUUUCAGCGUGAGCUGAGCACGCAACAGGUUGCUCUGAAGGAAAAGGAGAAAGGUCCCUGGGGACAGCUAAGCAUGGAAGACAAGAUAUCACUUUACCACAUCAAAUUUAACAAGACCUACGCUGAAAUAAAUAAACCAAGUAAUGAGUGGAAGACGGUAAUUGGAAGCAUCCUUAUUUUCUUUGGUCUAACUGGAUUCAUUGUGUGGUGGCAAGAGUGUACGUGUAUCCUCCACUGCCGCACACACUAGCAGAUGAUUGGAAAGCUAUGCAGAUCCAGAGAAUGCUGUGACACGAGAGUGGGUCCUAUCCAAGGCUUUUCUUCUAAAUGGGAUUAUGAAAAGAAUGAGUGGAAGAAGUAAGAGGACUUUCUAAAAAGAAGGAAAAUUAUUCCUGUCUAGACUUGGAGAAGAGGCGUGUGAUCCUCUCUAUCAUUAAGCGUACAGCACAGAUUAUGUGUCAUUGUGCACCAUGUCAACAGCAGUGUGCAUCACUAUGUGUAUGAUCUGUAGAUAGUAAUAUAUACAGCAUCACAGCUUCCCAAUUUCAUCCUGUACUCCCCAUACACAUUAAAUAAAUCUAAAACCCUA